This is a messenger RNA of Daphnia pulicaria, 2120 nucleotides long. Its product is annotated as putative sodium-coupled neutral amino acid transporter 10. The record is from RefSeq and is a predicted model, not a curated record. Lineage: Eukaryota; Metazoa; Arthropoda; Branchiopoda; Diplostraca; Daphniidae. Gene Ontology annotation, molecular function: amino acid transmembrane transporter activity. The transcript has 11 exons. The coding region runs from base 251 to 1804 and encodes 517 amino acids. Gene Ontology annotation, biological process: amino acid transmembrane transport.
GAGCUUGCAAUCGUCUGAAGGGUUUGUUUACUGCUUUAAAAUCAAGUUUUACACGUCAGUCAUUUUUACACGUCAAACAGUCAAAGAAUGUUGCUGCAAAUAUUUUACAUACUAUAAAAAAAAACUGUAUGUGAGUGCUGUGAAUUCAAUUUCCUUAAAUGCUAGUGUGAGUUUGUUUCAUUAAAAGUUGUUAUACUAAGAACAUUUUCACGUGCGUACCUACGAGACAAGCACCAUUAUUAUCAGGAAAAUGAUUAAACUUGAUUCCUUUCUGUCUGGGAAUGCUAAACACACAAUGAUGUUGGCCAAUUCAAUUAUUGGUGCAAGUAUUUUGUCCAUGCCAUUCUGUUUCAAACAGUGUGGAAUCAUCUUGGGCUCUAUAAUACUCUAUCUAAACAGCAUCAUGACAAAACUUUGCUGUCAUCAACUUGUGAAAUCCUCUUUGAUUUCGAGGAGGAGAAACUAUGAAGUUUUAGCUUAUGAUGUUAUGGGGCCACUAGGAAAACUAUGGAUUGAAGUGUGUAUCAUAGGCUACAACAUGGGUUGCUGUAUUGCUUAUUUGGUCGUGCUUGGUGAUCUUGGUCCAGAGAUAUUAAACAAAAUAGGACUGAAUUAUUCAUUUCAUUCAGCACGAAUACUUCUCAUGGCAGGAAGCAGCAUGUUCAUCAUAUUACCUCUCAGCCUCCUGAGAGAUAUUGAAACAUUGAAUGUUAUGUCCACAGUAUCAGUAGCCAUGUACAUGUUGUUGGUUCUGAAGUCCUUCUUUGAGGCUGGAGUCCAAGGUCUCACCGAAGGAAUAUCGUCGAACAUUGAAGUGUGGAGAUUUGGUGGUGUACUUCAAUGUGUUCCAAUAUUUUCGAUGGCUCUGUCAUGCCAGACGCAAGUUUUUGAGGUGUACGAAUCUCUACCUGAACCUUCACUCAAAGCCAUGGAUCGAGUGGUAUCUUCAGCCAUUGACCUCUGUACGUUUAUUUACAUGGGAGUAGGAAUAGCUGGCUACCUAGCAUUCGCAGAUACUCACUUUACUGGCAAUAUCCUUAUAAGUUUUCAGCCUUCCUUUGUAACUGACUUGAUGAAAGCUGGUUUCCUGCUCUCCAUCAUUUUGAGCUUCCCCUUGUGUGUUUUGCCUUGUAGGACAAGUUUCCAUUCAUUAGUCUAUGGAAGGGAAUCCCUUCAUCAGCAGAUGGAGUCUAGUAUGUCGGGAGGAACCACCGGAUCACUUUCGGAUUCCCGAUUUAAAAUUUUAACUUUUAUCAUAGUCGUUGCCACGUUAAUUAUCGGUAUCUGCAUUCCGAAUGUAGAAUUUGUUUUAGGUUUGGUUGGUGCCACUUUAGGAACUGCUGUCUGUUCCGUGGCGCCUGCGUGGAUUUAUCUACAAGUUGCUCCAUCGACCUCUGGUGAACGCUGGAUCGCCAAAGUACUGUUGGUGUGCGGAUUGGGCAUUCUUGUUCUGGGAACUGCUGCCAACAUCUACGCGGAAGAAGAAUAUUCAGAAACUCACGCUGAAACUGUUCUGCCGCCCAGUUUGAAGGAAAUUGAAGCCAAAUUUGACCUUUUGCUGCCACAGUCUUCACCACCAGCAAACAUGGUGGACAGCUUUAACAGACUUGGAGAAGAAAACGAAAAAUUGGCAUCCAAUAACCAAGUGGUACUCCAAUCCACCACUGAAAAGAUGCGCCUAAACAACAUAAGCCUUGCGGUUGUGCUUCCGGCUGCUCCUCCAAUCCAGAUACAAACUAACCAUUCCGCGAAUUCCAACGAGAUAAUCACUCCAGCAAUAGUUCCCGCAGAAGGAAAUAGAUGAACACAUUCCACAUUGUGAUGCAAAGUUGGGUUUGCUUUUAUACCAGGUCUGAUUUCCCCCAAAAAAUUGUGCUUCGAUUCCAUUUCUGUUAAUGGUCAGAGUCAUCACAAGUAAUAAUGAAUUAGUGAUCACUGGUGAUGUCUUCUAUUUGAUUGUAAAGCACAAUUUGAACUUUUUUGUUGACUUAUUUUGAUGAGCUUUUGCUUUAAACCUCAUCCUAACUAGUUUUGCUCAUGUAAAAAUCUAUUGGGGGCGAUCAUCAAACAAAUUGAGGUGUAAUAAUUUUUUACAAUAUAAAAUAAAAAGUUUGUCUUUA